Molecule: messenger RNA, 834 nt
Organism: Lathyrus sativus (Indian pea)
Lineage: Eukaryota; Viridiplantae; Streptophyta; Magnoliopsida; Fabales; Fabaceae
Source: the annotation of a GenBank genome assembly
AUGGCUGCUUCUUCAUUUUCCAUUACCUUAACCACCAAAAUCCCCAAAUUCGCUUCUUCAACCCACCACAAAUCUCAUAAUUCCCAAAUCACCCAUCUCCGAUUCAAACCUUCCCCUAUUCGCACCCUCCUUCACUCCCCACGCAAACCAAUUAACCUCCGCACUAAAGCCGCCUCAGUCCAAUGCCUCUUCACCGGCCUCGUCGAAGAAAUAGGCACCGUCAAGCAAAUCGGAGCAUCCCCUGACGGCGGUUUCGACUUAAAGGUCAACGCAACCACAGUCCUCGACGGCAUCAAUCUCGGCGACAGCAUCGCCGUCAACGGCACAUGUCUCACCGUAACAGAAUUCGACACAAAAACUUCCGAUUUCACCGUAGGUCUAGCCCCGGAGACGCUUCGAAAAACUUCUCUCUCCGAAUUGGAAGCCGGAUCGCAGGUGAAUCUCGAAAGGGCGGUGACUCCGGUUACUCGAAUGGGCGGACAUUUCGUGCAGGGUCACGUGGAUGGCACGGGGGAGAUUGUUUCUAUGGUUCCUGAAGGGGAUUCUCUGUGGGUGAAAAUUAAGGUUGAGAAAGAGUUGCUGAAGUACAUUGUGCCUAAAGGGUUUAUUGCUGUGGAUGGAACUAGUUUGACUGUGGUUGAUGUUUUUGAUGAUGAAGUUUGUUUUAAUUUCAUGCUGGUUGCCUAUACUCAGGAUAAGAUUGUUGUUCCUUUGAAGAAGUUUGGUCAGAAGGUGAAUCUUGAAGUUGAUAUUCUUGGGAAGUAUGUGGAGAGGCUUCUUAGUAGUGGGUUUGUUUCCUCCAUUGCAACAAAGGUUGAUGCUCUCAAACUAUGA